AUGAAACAUCAACACUGGUCAAUAAUUAUAGAGCAAUUGAUAUCUUCAUUGAUGUAUGUCAAUGGGGCAUUGAGUAUAGCCCUGCUAGUGCUGAAAUCUAAGAUAGAUAUACCUUUACUGCUGUUUGUUAUAUUCGAGUUUGUUGGCUCUCUAUCGGUGACAACGGGAAUCCUGCUUUCCCUACUCCGAUCCAAGCCAUCCCAACUGAACUACUGUGUGGCUGUUAUUUACACUUUCAGCGUUCUCUGUUCCACCACGGUGGGAAUAUAUUGGAUCGACAAUAUUUUAUUCAAAAAUGUUCUUGAGCUAGAAUUCAUUCAGAGGCGCCUUCGAAUAAGUUUUGCAACCUUUUUCAACUUGUCACUAUUGUUGAAGCCAUUUUUGUUUCUGAAGUUUUUUCCAAUGGAAAGAAGCAGCUUCUCAGAUCAGGAGAACCUGUUGAGCUCUACUGUGGAAAAAGGUUCUGUAAACACCCACUCCACUUUGAUUGAUCAAACCGAAUCAUCGGGUAAUGAUAUUUUGAAUGAACAGGAUGGGAUCUUAAAAUCUUUUUUCCAAACAAACAAAGAAGAACAUAUAGUCAACAGUCGAAACCUAGUGGGGCCUAAAUUGCAUAAAACUUUGCAGUUACAAGACAACCCACCAUGGCUUAGCUUGAUACCCACCCAAACGAGUGCCUGCGAAACAACCGAGACAUCCGAGUUUGCAAAUUCAACUCCCGAUAUGUUCUUACAAUCAUUGGUAAUACCCGAAUUUCCAGUAGAAUCGUCUCCAGUAUUAGAAGAAAAGCGUAAAUCGUUAUAUGAUUCACCUCCAGAUCGGAACCAAUUGAUAACUGGUCAUAUCUCUGAAGAACAGGAUUCUCAAGAUCCUAGUUUUUUUAAACACUCCAACUUUGAAUUUCCACCACAAGGAGCUCUCAAGCAAAUUUUGCCGGACAAAAUUAGCACAGAACCAAAAACACCAUCCCAAAAAAGCAUAUUGAUGGCUGAAUAUGACGAACAAAACAUUCGACAGUUAAAUAUUUCAGAACCGUUGUCACCAGAUAGAUUGUACGGAAAAUUUGUACCCAAAAAGCCUGGAUUAAAUCACAUUACACAGAGAGAUUGGAAUAACCAAAGUUACGAAUUAAUUCAAGCUCCCAGUCCCAGUUUUAAUAUGGAACAACCUUUAAAGGACAACGAAGAAGAUAUAAACAUAGAUUCUUUAAAGUAUGGCAAUAUGCUGUUUGAGGAGCUCAAAAAGGAGAUCAAACAAAAUGAUCAGAAGAAGAUGAAUACACAAAUAUCGCUACCGACUUUGAAAAGCCAUUCUUCAAUUUCAAGUAAGCGUUCAUUAACUAGAGUUAUACGUGAAUCAGUUUCUUCAUCAACACUAAAUAAUUCUGCCCCUCUUAAAAGAAGAUUGAGCUCUAUCUCGUUGAGAAAUCAUCAUAAGAAAUCACAUUCCUUAUCUGCUAUAUCUGGGGCUCAAUUGAAGCCUUUAUACAGCCCACUAAAGUUAUUGAUAAACACAUCCGACUUUAACCUAAACGCUCAUCACAAAACAAAGGAAAGCGACGAUUUAGAAGAUGAAGAUCUAGACAUUAAUUUGCUCAACGCAAUACACAAUUCUCCCAAAAAGAAAUCUUCCAGCAGAUCUAUAGGAAGAAGCCAAACGUUCUCCUCGAAUUCAACAUUCAGACCCAGAAAUUUAGAGCUACUAUACGAUUCUCUGAAAAGCGACAACGUGGUUGGGGAGCAGACGACUAAUUCUUAUGGAGAUUUAUCGCCAUCUAAAAUAAGCAACCUUGGUGACAUCCUUGGAAACGCCUUCGUUAGCAAUGUGCGUAAAACAAGCCGAGUUUUCAGUGGAACUGAUAAGUCUACGGUAUCUGGAAGCUCUGUUCCGAGUGGGUACUAUGGGGAGUAUGAUAGAGAAAAAUGGAGUGCUUUUAAAAAAUUAAAGAAUGCUAAGAGCAGCCCCGACAUAUCUGAACUAUCCCGGCUCUCUGGAAUUGAUACAACUAAGUAUUAA
This is a messenger RNA of Pichia kudriavzevii, 2016 nucleotides long. RefSeq lists its product as uncharacterized. Bases 1 to 2016 code for a protein of 671 amino acids. Lineage: Eukaryota; Fungi; Ascomycota; Pichiomycetes; Pichiales; Pichiaceae. The record is from RefSeq and is a predicted model, not a curated record. The transcript has a single exon.